This is a messenger RNA of Cyclocybe aegerita, 960 nucleotides long. The record is from the annotation of a GenBank genome assembly. NCBI's taxonomy places the organism in Eukaryota, Fungi, Basidiomycota, Agaricomycetes, Agaricales, Hemipholiotaceae.
AUGUCGACCAGAGACCUAUCUUUGCAAUCCGACAUCUCGAAGAUGAAAACCGAGCCCGAUGGUACCUUCAAGCGCCUUGACGCCUCAUUUCGCAACUCUAUCCAGAAAGGUGGUGAAUUCGAGCCGGAGAAAGAUCGAUACCACCUCUACGUCUCCUACGCUUGUCCUUGGGCCACUAGAACCCUCAUCGUGCGAAGGCUUAAGGGACUGGAGGCAUUCAUUCCCGUCACCGUCGUUUCACCUCGCAUGGGUGCGAACGGAUGGCCAUUCGCCCAGGUCGAUGCUUUCCCAGCAGCAGACGAAGACCCUCUGUACCAGUCCGAACAUGUGAAGGAUCUCUACGUCAAGGCUGAUCCCAACUACGCCGGCAGGUUUACCGUUCCUGUCCUAUGGGACAAGAAAUUGCACACGAUCGUGAACAACGAGAGCUCUGAAAUCAUCCGGAUGUUUAAUACCGCUUUUAACGAGUUUUUACCGGCGGAGAAGGCGGCUUUGGAUUUCUACCCUGCCGAUUUGCGGGCUGAGAUCGAUGCUGUGAAUGAAUGGAUCUACCCCAAUAUUAACAAUGGUGUUUACAGAGCAGGUUUUGCGACUACGCAAGCCGCGUACGAUAAGGCCGUCGUCGAGGUCUUCGGAGCCCUCGACAAGGUGGAGAAGCUCCUUACUGGGAAAGACUACCUCAUUGGGGACAGACUUACAGAGGCAGACGUGAGGCUUUGGGUCACUAUCGUCCGCUUCGAUCCCGUGUAUGUCGGCCACUUCAAGUGCAACAAUCGGACCAUUCGCGAUGGUUAUCCUGCGAUCAACUCAUGGAUGCGCCAGCUAUAUUGGAAUAACGCCGCAUUCAAGGACUCGACCAACUUUGAGCACAUCAAAAUCCACUACUACUGGUCCCAUACCUCGAUCAACCCCACCAGGAUCGUCCCUGUUGGACCCGUACCUCUCAUAGAGCCUCUGUAA